AAUUAUGAGAAAUUGUAUUAGAUCAGCUUUUCGUUAACAUCAUUAACUCAGGGGUGCUUGGUCUUAAAACUAUUUAUAAAAGCCUGGAGAAGGUGCUUUAAAGAAUGUCACUUUAAUACCUGGAGUAGGAAUCGGACCUGAAAUAACAAGUAAGAAAUUAUUAGAAUUAUUAGAUAGUGUAAGAACCAUCUUUGAAGAAUUGCAUGUUCCAAUCAAAUUCGAUGUGUUGGACAAUUUCAAUUUUGAGAAUGACGAAUCUAAGAAGCAACUAAGAAAAAAUGAAUGCAUUCUUUUGGGUGUGAUGACAGAAAAGAAUUAGAAAUACACUGACAAUUACAAGUUCUAUAAAUACUUAGACUUGUAUUCCAAUAUUACAUUUGCCUUUUCUUUCGAAGGAAUAGUAUAAAGACAUAAUAAUACAGACAUAGUGGUGAUAAGAGAAAAUACUGAAGGUAAUCUAUUAUAAUGCUAACUAUCGCAGGUGAAUACUCUGGUGUGGAACACGAAGUCUAUCCAGGAGUAGUUGAAUCGAUCAAAGUGACUACAAAAUAAGCAUCCUUAAGAAUUGCUGAAUACGCAUUUGAAUUUGCUCAUCUUAGCGGUAGAAAGAAGGUCACAGCUGUUCACAAAGCAAAUAUCAUGAAGCUAGUCGAUGGUCUGUUUUUAUAAGCCUGUAGAGAAGUGGCUCAAAGAUAUUCAUUCAUUAAAUAUGAAGAGAUGAUUAUUGAUAAUUGUUGCAUGUAAUUGGUCAAAAAUCCAACACAAUUCGAUGUGAUGGUUAUGCCAAAUCUGUAUGGAUCAAUUGUACAAAAUGUUGUAGCUGGUAUCACUGGGGGAGUGGGUAUGGCUGCAGGAGCAUCAAUUGGUAAAGAUCAUGCUCUCUUUUCUCAAGGUUGUAGACAUACAGGAAGAGAUAUUGCAGGUACUAAUAUUAUGUAUUCUAGGUAAAAAUGUUGUGAAUCCUUCCGCUAUGCUUGUUUCUUCCACUCUUUUGUUAAGACAUCUAGGUUUACCAAACUUUGCUGAUUAAAUUUGUAGAGCUGUUUAACAUACUAUCCAAGUCAAGAAUGUUAAAACUAAAGAUAUUGGUGGAAAUGCUACAACAGAUCAAUUUACAACAGAAGUUAUCAAAAGUUUAGGAAAAUGAUAU
Paramecium octaurelia is the source of this 1150-nucleotide messenger RNA. NCBI's taxonomy places the organism in Eukaryota, Ciliophora, Oligohymenophorea, Peniculida, Parameciidae. The record is from the annotation of a GenBank genome assembly.